Molecule: messenger RNA, 486 nt
Organism: Pseudozyma hubeiensis SY62
Lineage: Eukaryota; Fungi; Basidiomycota; Ustilaginomycetes; Ustilaginales; Ustilaginaceae
Product: N-acetyltransferase
Exons: 1
Coding region: 1-486 (161 amino acids)
Molecular function (GO): acyltransferase activity, transferring groups other than amino-acyl groups
Source: RefSeq, a predicted model, not a curated record
AUGGAGCCGACUUGGUCAGGUACAGACUCGUUGAGGGUAGAGGAGGUGGCCUGGAACCAUCCGGAUGCAUGCCGUCUUCGGGAGCAACAGCGCAUCGACAUUGCCGCUCUCUACGAACGUGUAGAUUCCGAGCCUGGCAAGCCGCCCUCCGCGGACGACAUGUCAUGCUUCUGCGUAGUGUAUCAAGACGGCCUUGCAGUUGGCUGCGCCGGUCUUCGAAAGCUCGAUCAAGACUCAGCGGAAUUGAAAAGGAUGUUUGUCACCAAGGAAGCACGCGGAAAAGGAGCGGCUAACGCCGUCCUUGUCUUUCUCGAGCAGAAAGCAGCGGCCUUGGGUGUUCAACGCCUCCUCCUCGAGACUGGCGACAAGCUUCUGGAAGCGCAACGCUUCUACAAGCGCAGCGGCUUUCAAAUCAUUCCCAAUUUUGGAUACUAUCAAGGUGUCGAUUCAUCUAUCUGCAUGGAAAAGAUCUUGUCCGUGCCUUAA